Molecule: messenger RNA, 1338 nt
Organism: Neolamprologus brichardi
Lineage: Eukaryota; Metazoa; Chordata; Actinopteri; Cichliformes; Cichlidae
Gene: hmgb1a
Product: high mobility group box 1a
Biological process (GO): regulation of transcription by RNA polymerase II
Cellular component (GO): nucleus
Molecular function (GO): DNA binding
Source: RefSeq, a predicted model, not a curated record
UGGGCGCUGUCCAAUGGCGUGCGAGCCCCGCCGAGAGUAAUGUUAGAGAGCUGAAGACUGAAGACACUGCGUAUCGCCUGUGCUCCCUCAUACACAGCCAUUGCAGACCAUUGAGAUCCAGCGAUAGUCACUGGAUACUGUCACCAGGAUGGGGAAGGAUCCAACCAAGCCGAGGGGGAAGAUGUCCUCCUAUGCAUAUUUUGUGCAGACCUGUCGGGAGGAGCACAAGAAGAAACACCCCGAGGCUUCGGUUAACUUUGCCGAGUUUUCCAAGAAGUGCUCCGAGCGAUGGAAGACAAUGUCGGCCAAGGAGAAGGGCAAAUUUGAGGACAUGGCCAGGCAGGACAAGGCGCGAUAUGAAAGGGAGAUGAUGAACUACGUUCCGGCGAGGGGGGGAAAGAAGAAGAAGAAGUACAAGGACCCUAAUGCCCCCAAGAGACCUCCAUCUGCCUUCUUCAUCUUCUGCUCAGAGUUCCGCCCUAAGGUGAAAGGCGAGAGCCCCGGCCUGUCAAUCGGGGAUGUUGCCAAGAGGCUGGGCGAGAUGUGGAACAGCACUGCAGCCGAGGACAAGCAGCCCUUCGAGAAGAAGGCGGCCAAACUGAAGGAGAAGUAUGAGAAGGACAUCGCGGCGUAUCGCGCAAAGGGCAAACCAGGCAGCGGUGCGCCAGCGAAAGCCCCGGCCAAGGCAGAGAAGAAAGACGAUGAUGAUGAUGACGACGACGAAGAUGAGGAAGAGGAAGAGGAUGAUGACGAUGAGGAUGAUGAUUAGUAGGUGGCAGGUGAAAUAAAGUGGUCAUUUUCUUGUUUAUAAAGCAUUUAACCCCCUUGUACACACUUCACUUACUGAAAGAAAAUUCAUUAGUAUCCAAGGGGUAAAAAAUAAAAAAAAAAUAAAUAAAACGACAAAAAAGGCUGUGUAUAUCAGUUGUUUUUAUGCUGUACAGUUUUUUUUUCUCCUUUUUGUAUAGUUAACACUACACAAGUAUCGUGUCUGUAUCUUUCUGCCAGUCUUAUUUUUUUUUCCCCAGUGGUAGUUACUAGACCACUAUCCUACCUGGUACAGUGUAAAGGGGUGGGCUUUACAGUAUUUACCUUAGCUAGAGGUGCACAGCACAUAAAAAUGUUCUGAGUUAGAUCUGAGUGUUUCUUCUUCGCCUCCUUUUUUUUCCUCCUUCACCUGUGUGUUUUUAUUUUAAAUUACAUGUUAUCAAAAUUGACGUAUCACAGUUGUUUUACUGAUCUUUAUGUACCACUGUAAUAGCAAAAUAAGACAAAAAACCUUGUUUAUUGUUGAAAAUUAAAUUGCUUCUGAUGUCAAUAAACAUUUUUUUUAAUAAA